This is a messenger RNA of Polychytrium aggregatum, 2730 nucleotides long. RefSeq names its product Chs5p-Arf1p-binding proteins-domain-containing protein. Gene Ontology annotation, molecular function: protein binding. Gene Ontology annotation, cellular component: exomer complex. The record is from RefSeq and is a predicted model, not a curated record. Gene Ontology annotation, biological process: Golgi to plasma membrane transport. Lineage: Eukaryota; Fungi; Chytridiomycota; Chytridiomycetes; Polychytriales. The coding region runs from base 198 to 2348 and encodes 716 amino acids. The transcript is spliced from 12 exons.
UCGCCGCCAGCAGGGUGUCGCUCGCGGCUCCUGCGAGAUUCUCCUUUUUCUUUCCCCCGCCCCAUCGCACUCCCUCCCGCCCAUCUCCAUCGAGCCGAUCCAGCCCGUCCUUGCGGCCUCGUCUUGCUGCUGUACUUGCCUCGGAUCUCUCCUCCCCCAUCCAUCACGCCAGCGCCUUUUCCUGCAUUCAGCAAGCCAUGGUCUUUGUCGUCGACUCGACCGUUCUGCGAGGCAUCCCCGAGUUUUUCGAAAGCGAGCUCGCCGAGUGCCUUGCUGCCCGCACUGAGGCCCUAGCUACCUUCCGGGAGUUGGGCCCUCCUGAUCUUUGCCAUGUCAUCAAAACCAACAUCAAGGGACAGCAAAAGGAUAUUGGCUCCUAUCACUAUGUCCUGGGUGUCGAUUCGAGCUCCUCCGCGACCGUGGCUGCCUACCUCAACUCUUUGAUGUACAACAUCGAAGAGUCCCAGACCUGGUUCGGCGGGAAGCAUACUCAGUGGAAGAUCAAGUCCGGAACGUACUGCUGCUUCAACGCUUUCUCCCGGGUCGACAUUCGGGUCGAAGUCCGCAUUCCUGGCGGUGUCGAGAGUUACAUUGUCGAUUUGCGUGGUGAUAAACACCCCAUCACCAACCCAGCCAUUUGGCAAGAGACGGCUGUGUCUGCUGUUCUCCGUUCCAUCCUCGACGACAACGACGAGCCCGAUGGAAAUGACGGCCAGCCCCUGCUUGGACUGAGAAAACUCGACCCUCUUCCCACCCAGAGUGCCGAGAAGCGAUUUUUGGAUGCCGCCAAGGCCGAGUUCUGGAAAGCCUGGCAGCUCGGCACCGAUCCUGAAGUCCAGGUGGCCACCUACUACAGCAACCAUCUGACCAACGGCAUCAUCAAGUACUUCUCCGAUAGUGGACGCCAUAGCGAAGGUGUCCGCUUCUUCGAGGCCCUCUUCGAUAAGGAACCUGAAGUCGGCGUGCCUCUGGCUCGCUCAUAUUUGGGCAUGGAUGAGGAAAUCAAGGCUGUUCAGAUUCUCCACGAUUCGCUCAAGAGACAGCCUCUCUCGUACGGCCUGCUGCUCGCUCAGAUCGACUUUUUGCGAUCCAAGAAAAAGUUCGACCUCGCCGUCAAGCUUGCCAAGCUCGCCGUCACCUAUGCGCCUUCGGAGUUUUUGACCUGGGCCAAACUCACGGAGACCUAUAUUGAUAUGAGCGACUACGAGUCGGCUCUACUGUCCCUCAACUCGUGCCCCAUGUUCACCUACUGCGAGCGAGACGCCCACCGUAUGCCUCCCCCCGUCCGCACUCAUUUGCCCCUCAAGCCCGACCCGGCUUUCUUGAAGCCUGAGGAUGACGUCAGAAAAAUGCCACCCGGGAGCGGAUCGCUCAGCGACGAAAACGACCCGCGCGAGAACGAGGUGCACCCCGAGCUCCAGCGUCUCCCCGCCCUGUCGCUCCGCGGAACGUUCCUGAAGGCCUACCAGCUUCUGAUCAGGAUUCUGAACAAGAACGGCUGGGACGAGCUUCUCAAGUUCCGCUCCAACUGCUUCGUCAUGGAAGAGGAGUAUCGCAUCCACCGUUCUCUCGCCGAGGAGGAGAAGAAGGGCGGGGCUUCCGCAGAUGACGCCGAUGAGCUGCACGAGUCCCUGGAUGAUGCCGAGGAUAUUCCUCUGAGUGAUGCUGGCGCCGAGUCUGCUACCGAAAGCCGAGACGCCGGUGCCGGGCUCCCCAUCGAUGAGCUGAUCAAGAAGGCCGGUGCCGAAGCCAAGGGCGAUGGCAAGCAGCCCAACCCCCGCCCUCUGACGCGCAAGAACGUUGCGUACACCUUCCGCACCAAGCGUCUGUGCGAAAAGUGGCUCGACAACCUCUUUAUGGUGCUCUACAACGACCUCCGCCUCUACACGGCCCUCAAGCAGGAGAUUACUCAGUACAAGUCGAGUGCCACUGGCAACACCAAUGCGCUGCUGUACCGCAAGACUGGCGCAGAGUGGGAGAUCUACGGUGAUCUUGCUGCCCGCCUUGGCCACAAGGAGGACGCCAAGGAAGCCUACAAGAUGUGUCUCGAACAAAAGCUCUCGGUCAAGUCCCAUCUGAAGCUGAUGGAGGUUUACUCGGACGAAGGUCACCUGCAGAACACGCUCGAGUCCGUCGUAAAGCUGACUGGCUUGCUGGAUCGUGCCUAUGUGGAGCACACUUACCCCAGCCCCGUCGCAAGAGCCAUCUUCAAGCUCAUCCGCCGCCACGGUCUUGCCAAGGUUACCAACGGAUUGAUUUCGAUGAACGUCCCGCAGAAGCAGUACCGAAUGGUCACCCGGUUCUUUGACUAUGCCGAGCUGUUCAAGGUCGAGGGUGUCAACUGGUAAACCGAGACAAUGCCGACUGAUCAAGGGGGAAAGAAGUGACACUCUGGGAAGGUCGUCGGCGCCGCCGUCGGUGUAUAUCGUCGCCAUUUGCCGAUGGAUGCGUGUACGUGGUCGCCACUGCUGCGUUUCGGACAUCUCUCCGGCUCGCUGGGUUUCCCCAUCAGCUUUAUCGCCUUCGUGCUACCUCUCCCCGUCGCUCCAUUUGCCAUUUACUUCUCCUUCUCCUCCUGUUUGUGCUCAGGCCGUUGAUGGUUGGCCGGGCUGUGAUGUUUUGAUCGAUGCUCUUGCCAGCCUUGCGACAUCUUCACCCAUCAUGCCCUUUGUAGCCAGUCUACGAUUGUGACGGAUUCGUUUCUUUCAUUUCCUCCGUUUCCUCCGUUUC